UGGGCGUGGUCGUCCCUAAAGACAGAGACGUCGAUGAAAAAAUCAAAACAAGCAAUUCAGCAAAGAAUUUUCUUCUAAUUUCGACUUCAUUUUUCGGGGGAAAAUGCGGGACCGGGUGCUGAAAAUGGUGGAGAACCGGUGUAGGGUGCUGUUCAUCUGUAUUAUCAUCAGUCUGUGGCCGAUGAGCGACGCUUUUGAUGGCAAGGCGUUCGACGACACCAUCCUCUUCAAAAUCAACUGGCCCGGCAAAGAGGGUCUCGAUGCCCCGCCUCUGGACAAUCACGAGUCGCUGGUGAUGACCACGAUUAAUAAUGAAAAAUACAAUUGUUUGCUUCCGCAAACUCUCGAGGGAGAGCAGGAUAAGCCAGAAGUCUAUGCUGGACCUACUGCCCUGGAGCUGAUGCUUCCUCUUUUGAAACAGACUGGUGGCCAAUCUCCAUGCUCUUACAGACUUGAGUCUUACUGGACAUAUGAGUUGUGCCACGGCAAGUACAUGCGCCAGUUCCACGAAGACCGAGAGGGCAAGAAACAAAAACUCCAAGAGUACUAUCUUGGGAAGUGGGACUCGAAGUACUUAGAGAAACUGAGCAAAAGUGACUUCCAAGCACUUGAAGAGGCUCAAAAACUCUCCAUCCAAGUGAAGAAAAUCGAUGGCAUGAGUUUGCCCUACCUGCAGAUCAACAUGAGCGAUGGGACCCUGUGCGACCUGAACAAAAAGCCAAGGUCCACUCGUGUGCAAUAUGUCUGCUACCAACACGGCAAGCACGAAAUUUACUCCCUGAAGGAGACCAGCACUUGCGAGUACGAGGCAGUCGUUUUGUCGCCAUUCUUGUGCAGCCACCCUCUCUACAGACCACAAGAGACGGGAGAAAAUCAAGUUUCCUGCUACCCUCUUGAGAGCUCUCCGAAGAAGCCAAAAAACCUGAUCGCCAUGGAGGCUGAAAGUCUGAAACUGCGCCACCAAAAGGGCAUUGAGCAGUCGUCAAAAAGCAUCCUAGAAAAGGAUGGCCAGAAGAUAAUUGUCUCCAUUAGUCCAAUUGAUGGACAGGACUCUUUAGAAAGUCUUUUAGAGCACGUACUGAAUGAUGACAAAGUUAGAGUGGAGAUCAAAUCAUUUGACAUUCCUGAAGACAGUGAACCUGGUGACUCUGCGGACAAACUGCAGAAUCUGCAGCAAAAGGCAAUACUGAGAAGGACGGCCAUAAGCAAUUUCUUGGAUGGAAAAAAUUGUUUGACAGGGGGUAAUGGUUGGUGGAAGUACGAGUUUUGCUACGGCCAGAAAGUGGAGCAGUACCAUGAAGAGAAAGACGGACGGAACUCAAUCAUCUUGGGCAUCUUUGAUUUGCAGAGGCACAGGCAGUGGUUGCAAGAAAACCCGCACAAGAAGCCCAAGCCUCUCGGGCAGAGGAAACAAGUUUCGCACCUCUACUCGGGAGGUAGCUUUUGCGAAAAGGUCAACAAGCCGCGCCAGGUCGAGGUCAAACUGAAAUGUCUGGAAGAUUCCUCAUCGAGUGCAAUUUCCCUCUACCUGCUCGAACCAAGAACCUGCGAGUACCUUCUUGGGGUCGAAUCAACCGUCAUCUGCGACCUCUUACCCUACGCAGAUGAAGAUGGUCUUUUGAACGUCCCUGAUUACGGUCAAAUCAAGAAAGUGGCAGAAAUGAUGAUGGACAAAAUCAUGGGUUCGGACGGACACAAAAUCCACUUGCUCGAUUUGGAGGGGGAGGAGAUUCAUGGAUUGGACGAAGAAGAAAAUAAAAAUGAUGAUGCGCCAAGAACGCUAAAUUUUGAAACAGAGGAAGCUAAAGAGCAGAAAGGUGAAGAGGAGGAGACUGCAAAAUCUGUCGAGGUCAAGGACGAGCUUUAAACCCAAGACACCUAUUUUGAGCACACGCAAAACGGACUUGCUUUCAUUGUGCGCCGAGCUCGAAACUUAUUUUUGUGAUUUCCAUCUAGUUUUUAAUUUUACAUGUAAUUAACUUGCCUGAAAAAUUGAAUUUAUAUGCAAGCCUAUUGUUGUUUGUUACCUCCUAUGUGUUUGGUCAGGUUUUUAUGAGGAAAUUAAAAAAAAAAGACAAUUAUAGUUUGGUACAGUCGUGGAAAGAGAAUGAAUGCUAAUAAAAAUGACAAGAAUGUUGGUUAAAUUUGUCGUUUUAAUAUGCACGGUGGAAAUGAAAAGCAGUAGGUUCAAUUUUCUGUUUAUUUAUUUCACAAUCAGAGAUGGUAAAAUGAAAAAUCAUUAAAUUAGUGAAUUAAUUCUAAAAUCAUUCGUCAGUUUGUAAUACUGCGACAGGAAAUUGUACACUUUGACAAGAAGAAUAACAUAAUUUACAGACAAAAAAUAAAUAAAUGUAACAAAUAAUUAACAAUAAUAGUAUAAUACUUUCAGCGUAAUACUCAAUGCUUGAAAUACUCUUUUGGUAAAAUGGGACCACAUUUGGCACUGUCUGAUUGAAAUCAAAAACACUACAGUGAUGCCAAAGAACAGAAAAACAGUAAUACACAAUCCAACAAAUACUUUGCGUCUGUGAUGUGGCGUGUUCCUUGUAAAUAAUGAUUUUACACUCGAUUAUACUAAAAAUUUCAAUAAGAAUAACGCACAUUGCAAAUAUCCCUUGAUCAAAAAAUGAGGGGGCGCACGUGGCCUUCCCCUAUAUAAAUGCAACAAAUAAUUUACGCGUGUUCCAUUGAAAGAAAUUCCUCUCGUAAACAACGAAGUUGUUUCGCAGCUUCGACUUCUUUUUUCUUUUAAAUUAUUUUGUUUCGCUAUAGCAAGACAUUAAAACACACCGAAUUUUAUUUCCUUAGUACUUUCAUAAUCUCACAACAAGCUCUGGAAGGGAUCACUGCAGCUAAAACUUGUUUGUCUUCCAUUAUGUCCUAAUGUAAUUCAGUAAUGCAUAGU
Messenger RNA from Neocloeon triangulifer, 2905 nucleotides. Its product is annotated as endoplasmic reticulum lectin 1. Gene Ontology annotation, cellular component: endoplasmic reticulum lumen. The transcript has 10 exons. Gene Ontology annotation, biological process: endoplasmic reticulum unfolded protein response; retrograde protein transport, ER to cytosol. Bases 104 to 1867 code for a protein of 587 amino acids. The record is from RefSeq and is a predicted model, not a curated record. NCBI's taxonomy places the organism in Eukaryota, Metazoa, Arthropoda, Insecta, Ephemeroptera, Baetidae.